This is a messenger RNA of Meloidogyne enterolobii, 432 nucleotides long. Lineage: Eukaryota; Metazoa; Nematoda; Chromadorea; Rhabditida; Meloidogynidae. The record is from the annotation of a GenBank genome assembly.
AUGUCACAAUUACGCUUCUUUUUGGGUACUGAAUUUGAUAAAUUAUUUUUUGACAAACAAAAUGGAGAGAAAUCAUUGGGAAGUCUACUUGAUGAAGAUAUUGGGUUUGCUAACAUAAAAAAUAUGGAAAAUGCUUUGAUGAAGCGGUUAAAAAAUUUAGCAAGUUAUAUAAAUGGACGAGAAAUCCAACAAGAAAUAUUUAUGAAUUUGGUUUAUAAUACAGCAGUUUUGAACAUUCAAACACAACAUCAAAAGUCUUUGGCCAUCCUCGGUGCUCCAGUAAAGCGUCCUGAAAUCUUUGACUCUGAUAAUUUGGAAAAAAUAUUUAAAAAUUUAGAAAGAAAGACAGAUGGAGCCAUAGGAAUUCCUUUUGAUUUAUUUUUCUGUGCUGGUGGUGCAAGAGACCAGAUACGGACGCGCUUCAUAGGUUAG